Messenger RNA from Penicillium cosmopolitanum, 304 nucleotides. Its product is annotated as 40S ribosomal protein uS14. Gene Ontology annotation, molecular function: structural constituent of ribosome; zinc ion binding. Gene Ontology annotation, cellular component: cytosolic small ribosomal subunit; ribosome. The record is from RefSeq and is a predicted model, not a curated record. The coding region runs from base 1 to 171 and encodes 56 amino acids. The transcript has 5 exons. NCBI's taxonomy places the organism in Eukaryota, Fungi, Ascomycota, Eurotiomycetes, Eurotiales, Aspergillaceae. Gene Ontology annotation, biological process: translation.
AUGACUCACGAGUCCGUUUGGUUCAGCCGGCCCCGCAAGUACGGCAAGGGUGCCCGUUCUUGCCGUGUCUGCGCUCACCGCGCCGGUCUGAUCCGCAAGUACGGUAUGAACAUCUGCCGUCAGUGCUUCCGUGAGAAGUCCGCCGACAUCGGUUUCAACAAGUACCGUUAAACAAAAUACGAAACCAAUGUCCACCUUUAACGCCCUCUCGAUCCAUUCGCGUUCCACAAUCCGUUCAACGUACCCUGGCACUCGACUGAGGUGCGGGGUGGGAGAAAUGUUUCGAAGCGCCGGGGAAACGACU